AUGUAUAACUAUCGAUUGUCCCUGCCAAACAUCGAUAGGAUCGAAGUUUUGAUAACAUCGAUGUUGUCAUCGAUGUCUCUCCACCUGUAAUACUAAUAUCAACAAAUUCACAGCUGUGGAGGACAUAAUGCCGCGGAAUAAAAAAGCAAUGACAACAACAUAUUGGAGCAAUGAAGAACCUGUUUCAAAGAAAGCGUAUUUUGUGUGGACGCCGGAUGCUACAGAAUGCCUUUUGGAAAUGUGGAUGGAAAACCUUCCCGAUUUUUAUGGAAGUCGCAAAAACUCUCAUAUCAUGAGAGAAAUGGCGGCUUCCAUGAAGGAUGACGGAAUUACUAUGGUUGAGGUAAAAGCAAAAAUGGACAACAUGAAGAAAAGAUACCGCAAGGAAUUACAAACGCUUAGUUCAUCAGAUACUAAACGCUCUAAAUGGGAGUAUUUUUGCCAAAUGCGGCAUAUUAUGGAGUACAAUGACUAUGAGUUCGAAAGCGAUGCAGAUAGCAUGCCAAAGUGGAGCUAUAAAGAAAGCAUACCUGUUCAAAAGAAAUCACCUAAUGAACUACAAUCCGAUAAUGAAGCUUCAGAUUCAUCCAUUGAAUUUGAGUUCCCUGAGCCAGAAGUUAAUCGCUAUAACAGCAAACGGUCGCAUGCUGAGGUGAGUGAUGACAGCAAAGAUGAAAUUCCAUCAAAAAACUUGCGUUUGGAGAGCAAUUUCUCUGAAGGUAAAGCAACUGAAAGCAUCCAUUCGGAAAAUGAAUCAGAUUCGACAGUGGAAUUUGUUUUACCCGAACUCAGCUCUAAGCGCUAUAAGCGCAAACGGACCAAAGCUGUGGGAGAAGAAAUGUUGGCCCUUCAAAGAGAAACCCUCGACGUCCUGCGAAAUAUUGCAAAAGACCUUUCCAGUUUUCAUGAAAAGUUCUUAAAUGCACUCAAACCCAUGCAUCAGCGACGCUCUUCAUAGUUAUAUUAAGUUAUUUAAGGAAUACUUUUAGUGGUUAUGACUUUCUUUUGUGAAAUGCAAAUAAUUGCAAUGAAUUAUGUUAUGUUUUGUCUUAACUUUCGAAAGGUUAUUAUUUAAACCACU
Messenger RNA from Drosophila gunungcola (fruit fly), 1081 nucleotides. RefSeq lists its product as uncharacterized. The coding region runs from base 128 to 958 and encodes 276 amino acids. NCBI's taxonomy places the organism in Eukaryota, Metazoa, Arthropoda, Insecta, Diptera, Drosophilidae. Gene Ontology annotation, biological process: positive regulation of DNA-templated transcription. Gene Ontology annotation, cellular component: nuclear body. The transcript has 5 exons. The record is from RefSeq and is a predicted model, not a curated record.